This is a messenger RNA of Paraglomus occultum, 930 nucleotides long. The record is from the annotation of a GenBank genome assembly. NCBI's taxonomy places the organism in Eukaryota, Fungi, Glomeromycota, Glomeromycetes, Paraglomerales, Paraglomeraceae.
AUGGCAGCAAGUGAGUUAAUAAAGAUAGCGAAAUACGGUAGUGAAAUAGAAAAAGAAGUAUUUAGUGAUCAUUAUAAUUAUAAUGAAUAUACUUAUGACUUUGAAAAUCCAUCAUCUUCAACUAACCAACCAACAAAAACUAACGAUAAUUCCGGAACAAACGAAGAAAUUCCUGGUUCUAGUGGUUCACCAGACACAAAUGACUCCAACAAUUCUGGCAACAAUAAAAAAAGAAAGAAUGGCGGCAAUGAUAAUGACUCUCGCGAAACAAAGCGAGUUAAAGUUGAAGAAGAAGUUAAACAGAACCAGACUAAAAAAGAUGAAGAAGUAUCUGCUAAGAUAACUAAUGCUCUACAAGGACUUUCUAAAAAUACUACUGAUCAGGAAAAAGAAAAUAAAUUAGCCGAGAUUGAGAAAUCAAAAAAUGAAGGAAAAAUCAGCGAAGAGCAAAAAACCAAAAUUACUGAAAAAAAAGAUGAAUUAGCCAAAAAUGACCCUCAAGGUUAUGGAAAAAUGAUGGCGGAAGUAUUAGAAAAAAAAAUAAAUGAGUUUAAAGUGGAAAUUGAUAAGUUGGGACAAAUAAUCCAAGACAAGUUAAAUAAGUUAAAGAAUGGUGAAUAUACUAGUGAUGUUGAGGUAAGACAAGUAGAAGAGGAGGUUAGCGAAAAAGUUAGUGAAGAGGUAGCAGUGGUGGAAACGGAUAACUUGCUGAAUCAAGCCCAAAAAGUAUUAAAUGCCACGGCUGCCUAUCAAACAAAAAAAGACAAAGUGGAAAAGGCUCUUAAAGAUUUAGAAAAUGUUUCUCAAAACAAAACACAAGAGACGGGUUUCUUCCGUCCGGAAGUAAUUGUUCCUGUUUCUAUUCUAGCAGUCUUGGCAGUAGUCGCUAUAGUGAUAGUGAGAAGAAGAAAGCAAGCAAAAGUAAAAUAG